Molecule: messenger RNA, 2110 nt
Organism: Homarus americanus (American lobster)
Lineage: Eukaryota; Metazoa; Arthropoda; Malacostraca; Decapoda; Nephropidae
Product: glutamate receptor ionotropic, delta-2-like
Exons: 11
Coding region: 74-2110 (678 amino acids)
Cellular component (GO): membrane
Molecular function (GO): glutamate-gated receptor activity
Source: RefSeq, a predicted model, not a curated record
CCGAGUUUUGUUUCAGAAUCAUAUAAUCUGACCAAGGAGUUUGGGUUACUACAGAGUGUUGAGGGAGACUUAUAUGCCGUACUUGGUAGUGGACGCCCGACAUGCCCUCAGCUACCCAGAAGGCCACCUCCUGCAAGCGUUGAAGAAGGGCGACCGCCGGUUCUCAUGCCGAGCCUUCCUCGUAGAUCUUAGCCUUCGCUCCACGGCAACUUUGGCCUUUGAUUUAUUAGAGCGUGUGGACCUGUAUCUGUGGCCCUACACCCGUGUCCUCUUCCUCGGGGGCUCGGAGGGCGUGCAGGAGGCUCUCAGACACCACGCCCUCCGCAACACCGCACAUGCCCUCUACCUGGCCCUCGAUGACCUUCAGGCGAGGGAUUUCCUGACGCUGAGGGUGAGGGGCGGGAUGGCUGGCAGGAGGUCAGUCAACGAGGAUGUCCCUGCAGGUGACGGUGAUGGGGGAGGGAGGCGCUGGGUGCACUGCUACAGCCGCUGCCUUUACUGUGACUCUGGCCACGUGGACGUGAUUCUGCUCGACCAGUGGAGUCCUCUCACAGGCUUCAAGAAAGGAAUCAAGCUCUUCCCAGAUCAGUUCCGAGACUUCAUGGGUCACACCUUCAAGAUUGUGACGCUAGACUGGUUCCCCUUCAUGGAGUUCCGUCGGGAUAGUGAUGCCGAGGCCACCACCGUCACCCCACAAGACUCCAUCGACGUACGGAUGCUCACCGCCAUCUCCCACGCCCUCAACUUCACUUAUGAGAUGCGGGUACCUUGGGACAAUCAGUGGGGGACGUCAACGGAGAGCGGCAACUGGACUGGGGUGGUCGGCACUCUGCAGCACCACAAGGCAGAUUUCUCCAUGGUGCUCUCCUGGAUGCGUGGACGUUACCAGGUUGUCGACUAUACGCGCAUCUACGCCUCUGAACCCAUCGUUAUGAUCAUGUCAAAGCCUCGCCCUCUACCUCAGUAUUUGGCUCUCGUGCGUCCCUUUACAGGAGCGCUGUGGGCGGCGGUGUUCGUGUCGAGUGUAUCUGCGGGGUUGAUCCUGUGGGCGCUGCAGAGGGGGUGGUCAAGGGCCUCUGGUCGUCGAGGCCUCCCACUGGAUAUUUCCGUCCUCUACACCUGGAGCAUCCUGUUCGAAGAGCCGCCACCAGGUAUACCCACCAACACCUCCGGCCAGAUGUUCGUGGGGUGGUGGUGGCUGUACUGUACAAUCAUUACGGUGGUGUAUCGCUCCUCACUGAUCGCCCACCUCUCCGUGCCCGGCACCUCCCCUGCUAUUGACUCCUUCCAACAGCUGGUGCAGGAGGAUGGAUGGAGUUGGGGAUACGAGCCCAGUUAUGGCGCCGGCUGGGAAUGGUUCAAGCGCAACACCAACCCCACCAUCCAGACUAUCUUCCAGGGUAUGGAGGUGAUGGAAUUCCCAGAACAGAUGGAGCGUGUGUUGAAGGGCCAACACGCCCUCAUCACCUGGAAGUACAAGAUAAAGUCGCUUAUUGCCGCCCUCUAUACUGACGACUUCGGGUACACGCCCAUCUACAUUGCCCGGGAGGAGUACUUCAACUACGGUGGCUAUGGCUGGUCCUUCAGGAAGGGGACCCCGUUCAGGCGAGCCAUCGACAUGCAGAAGCAGCGACUGAUCGAAUCUGGCUUCAUUAGUCACUGGAUGAACGAGCUUAUCGGAUCGGCAGCCAAGAAGGCACGAGAGGAGCAGACGGGCGACUCUCAGCAGGUGGAGGAGUGGAAGCGGGAUCAGCAGGAUAAAUGCUUGAGACAUGUCUGGUGCCAAGGCUCGAUGAAGAAGGUAGAACUUGAUAUAUUAAAGACUUUGGGUCAACAAAAACCUUUGCCUCCACUUAUGGACGAUGUUCAGGAUAGUGGAAUAUCAUCGGUGGGAGAGCUUGCGGGUCACAUUGAAAGUGGCUCUGACACUACUUCCUUUUUGGCUGGUCACACCAAAAAUUCCUGUUGGAAUGUCUUCAAGGAGCAUCAGAAUCUUUUGAAAUUACUUGGUAAAGGUGAUCUCUGUGAGAAAGCAGUCCACGAUGCCGAAGAGUUCAUUUGCAGAGUCUACAAGUGCGAUGCAGCUGCAUCAGUCGAGCCCACGCCUUAG